Molecule: messenger RNA, 4804 nt
Organism: Sinocyclocheilus anshuiensis
Lineage: Eukaryota; Metazoa; Chordata; Actinopteri; Cypriniformes; Cyprinidae
Product: TBC1 domain family member 8B-like
Exons: 19
Coding region: 1-3114 (1037 amino acids)
Molecular function (GO): calcium ion binding
Source: RefSeq, a predicted model, not a curated record
AUGUGGCUCAAACCCGAAGAGGUGCUUCUCAAAAACGCGCUGAAAUUAUGGGUGACGGAGAAAUCCAACGAUUACUUCGUGCUGCAGCGCAGACGCGGAUACGGAGAGGACAGCGGCGGAUUGACAGCAGAGGAGGGCACAUCAGCCAGUGACGAAGAGGAUCCCGAACGCUUACGGGAGGCAGUGCUGCGCUUUGAACGUCUGUUCGGUUUGCCUCAGAGAGAGAAGCUUGUGACUUAUUUCUCUUGCAGCUACUGGAGAGGACGAGUGCCAAAUCAGGGCUGGAUCUACCUCAGCACCAACUUCCUGUGUUUCUACUCCUAUAUGCUGGGAAAUGAGGUGAAACUGGUGUAUCCCUGGGAUGAGGUGAGCCGUCUGGAACGUACGUCGAGUGUGUUGUUGGCAGAGAGCAUCCGUGUGUGUGUGCGUGGAGAGGAUCAUUUCUUCUCAAUGCUCCUGAGGCUCCAGCAGACAUACCUGAUCAUGCAGCAGCUGGCCGACUACGCCAUUGUGCGGUUCUUCAACAAAGAAACAUUUAAUGCUGAGCAUCCACUGGCCAACCCCCUUCACGUCACACAGAGGGCUCUGGAAAUACAUGCACGGAAUCAGUCAUUUCGAGCAUUUUUCCGGUUGCCGCAGGAGGAGAACCUUUGUGAAGUGUAUGAGAGUUUCCUCUGGGUUCCAUUCAGCCAUGUCAAUACGCUUGGGAAAAUCUGUGUCUCUGAGAACUAUCUGUGCUUUGCAAGCCAGGAUGGUUCUCAGUGCCAUCUCAUUAUCCCUCUAUGGGAGGUGUUUAGUGUGGAGCUGCCAGACCGCAGUAGUCGUGCUCUUACUGUGUGUCUUCGUGGCAAGAGAGCUUUGCGUUUUUCUGAGGUUCGGGAUUUUGAGCGACUUGCUGCCACCAUCCGCAGAAAGUGUAGGACAGCAGGAAGCCCCCAGCAUUUCAUCAGUAAUCCGGAUGAGGAGGGUGUUAUGGUGGGGCAAAGUCAAGCCGUCAGCACUGAAGCUCUUAUGAACGUCUUUCAUCCGCAUGAUGCAGAAAACCUUGACCCCAAAAUGCUGAAGGAGCGAAUGAAGGAGCAGUCGUGGCAGAUCCAUUUUGCUGAAUAUGGCCGUGGAACUGGAAUGUUUUGCACCAAAAAAACACGUGACCUCAUUGUACGAGGAGUUCCAGAGACUCUCAGAGGAGAACUGUGGAUGCUCUUCUCAGGUGCAGUACAUGACAUGACCUCUCAUCCCGGGUACUAUGGGCGGCUACUGGAGGAGUGUAUGGGCAGCAGCUCGCUUGCGUGUGAUGAGAUUGAGAGAGAUCUGCAUCGCUCCCUCCCAGAACACCCAGCAUUCCAGAGCGACACAGGAAUCUCAGCUCUUCGGCGUGUCUUGACUGCCUACGCUCAUCGCAACCCCAAAAUCGGCUACUGCCAGGCAAUGAAUAUCCUGACGUCUGUGUUGCUGCUGUAUGCUAAAGAGGAAGAGGCAUUCUGGCUGCUGGUCGCUGUGUGUGAACGAAUGCUACCAGACUACUUCAACCGCAGAAUUAUUGGAGCCCUGGUGGACCAGGCUGUGUUCGAGGAACUUAUCCGUGAGCAUCUAACCCAGCUGACCGAACACAUGACAGACUUGUCGUUCUUCUCGUCAGUGUCGUUGUCAUGGUUCCUGACUCUCUUCAUCAGUGUAUUGCCAAUAGAGAGCGCUGUGAAUGUUGUCGACUGCUUCUUUUAUGAUGGAAUCAAAGCCAUCCUGCAACUUGGCCUUGCUGUCCUCGAUUAUAAUAUAGACAAUCUGCUUUGUUGCCAUGACGACGCAGAAGCUGUCACAGUCCUCAACAGGUUUUUUGACAGUGUCACAAAUAAAGACAGUCCCCUGCCAGUUACCGUACAGCAGGCUUCUGCAACAGCCAAUGACAAAUCAGUACAAAAGGUUGACAUCAGCAAUCUCAUCAAAGAAGCAUAUGAGAAAUAUGGAGACAUUCGAACAGAGGAAGUGGAAAACAUGCGGAAGAGGAACAAACUUUAUGUCAUUCAGACACUAGAAGACACGACAAAACAAAAUGUAUUGCGUGUUGUUGCUCAAGAUGUGAAGUUCAGUGCUGCUCAGCUAGACGAGCUCUACAUGCUUUUUAAAAGGCAACACUUUGUGAGCUGUUACUGGUCAGUGUGUAGUCCUGCCCUGCAGAACCAUGACCCCAGCCUGCCAUAUCUUGACCAGUACCAGCUGGAUCAGUCCCAGUUUAGUAGCCUGUUUAACCUCCUACAGCCAUGGACCACACACACGCACGCACGCUCACUGGCACGAUCAGCCUUCCGGCUUCUGGACGAGAACGGAGACGGACUUUUGAACUUCAAAGAUUUCAUAUGUGGUCUGGAUAUCCUAUACAACAAAUCAUUCACAGAAAAAUUAACAUUUCUCUUCAAAUUGCACCUUCAACCAGGGACCCAGGAGUAUUCUGCAGAGGAUGGAGUGAUCAGAAAAUGUCCAGAGAGAGGUCGUGCUAAAGUAGAUCUGCAGGAAUAUCUGAAACAGUGGCAGGAAGACUUGCUGCGGAGAGAGGAGAAUAUUAAAGAUCUGCCCAGAAUUAAUCAGGUGCAGUUUAUUGGUUUGACAAAGACCCUGUACGGAGUGUUCCACGGUGAUGAGGAGGAGGAGAGUCUGUACCGUGCUGUGGCACGAGUGACCAGUCUUCUGUUGCGCAUGGAGGAGGUGGGGCGGAAGCUACAGGAGAGCAGCCUGCAGAAAACGCCCCAAAGUACACCCACCAGCACGGCUCAGCCGGAGACCGAAACCCUCGCUGAGGGGGAAGGCGACCAACCUGAGUCUCCGGUCAGUCAACAAGAAACUGCCCCGUCCCACUCUGACAUUACCCCGACCUCAACCUCACGCCCUUCUACGCCUACCAGCAGUCCCACCGGAACCAGCAGCCCCGUGUUGGACACGCCAACAGACACCCCCAGCUCACCCUCUAAGGUCAGAGACGGGGACUGGAGUUUCUCCUUCGAGCAGAUUCUUGCGUCUCUCUUGAAUGAACUGUCUGUCGUUCGCUUCUUUGAACGGGCCAUUGACACGGAUUCUCUGAUUGCACAUGCACGUAAAAACCAACUUAAAGACGCACACUAACACACUAUAUCAGAGCAAUCACAGCAAAACACUGCCCUAAAAGCCAUAAACCCUCUCCCUUCCUCUUUCUCUCUUUCUGUGUGACUUGUACAGGUCAGUGUUUGUGAAACACUUACGUCCGUUACAGAUGAGGAAAUCCUUUUAUUUAUAUACAGACACACAUAUACAGGACAAGUACAAAUCAAAGGGACAAAAAAAAAAAAAAAAAAAAAUUGAGGGAUAAAAUGAUUCAGAUUGCAUAGUAUGAAGUAAAACAGGUAUGAGGUGUUUUGAUGUAAUGUAAAAGAUUAGUGUUAAUUGUUAUUUGUGUAACAUAAAUGAUUGGAGUGAGAUAUUGUGAUAUAAUGUAGAUGAAGGUAUUGGAGGUAAUACAGAUGACUAAAUGAGGUGUUAUAAAUAAUAGUAUAAAUGGCACGUGUGAUUUGGGAUGAUGGCAUUAAAAGGCUUUGCCUGCUUUAUCCAAUGAGCAAUCUCAAAACAUUCCUCCAGCUCAUAAGAACAUGCACUACAUCUGUCAUUCCCAGCCUGACCUAACACACGUAAGCACAUGUAGAACCACAAAAGGAAGGAUGAUUCUAAGGGAAAUCAAAAUGCUAUGCUGUUGAACUGCUAAUGGAUGAAAAAAUAUAUAUUGCUUGAGAAUUCAUUCAACACAUAGGUCGCCUUACAUUACUUUCCUUGCACAAAUGAUCUAUGAAAUGAAAAUGUUGUUCUUUAUUUAGAGGCUCAAUUAGGAAUGCCCAAAAUGGUUAUGCUAAUCAGCAGACAGAGUUGUCUACAUCAUAUCAUAUUCCUCUGCACUGAAGGUCUGUAUUAGGAUUCCAGAUUAUAGUUAUGUAAUUGUGAUUCACUGAAUGUGUUUGUGUCUACAAACCGAAAUCUGUGGUUUUUGCCUUAUUAGUUUUUGAUCCAGGACUUCAGUAUGAAUAUCACAAGUGCUUCCAUUUAACGAAACCUAUUUCAUCUUUAAACAAUUAUCACAGUCAUUUUGGAGAUGAGUUUCAAAAUAUAUUUGAGUUUUGUCAUAAAACGAUAAGUAUAUUUUCUGCUAUUAUUUUACAGAUUAAAAAAUAUCAUACAGAACAUACUGAAAUGCUGUAGCAAGAAAAUAUUUAGAACUAUUGCGCUGUAAAUUAUAUGCAAAUUGAAUAAGUCAUUUGUGUCAGUUCAUGUAGUCAAAGCUGUAAGAAACAUUAAGUGAUAAAUCACUUCACCUGUCAUAAGAGAUGUUGUAUGAUGCUUAAAAUGGACCAAUGAAUAUGCAGAAUUUUGAAAUUUGUGUAAAUGUUGAGAGCUUGUGGUGACUAAUGCAAGAAAGGGAAGUUGGUAUUUUGUGGUUAUUCUGUUCGAAGUUGCGUCAGGUCAACACCAGCUAAACAAAGUUUUUCGUUCUGUGUGUAAUAAAGUAAUCUUAUUCUAAAGCUAAAAGGCACCUCAGAAUAGGAAGCCAUAGUGCGUGUUUUCCAUUCGAAUUUAUUCAUCUAAGGAAGUUGUUUUGGUUUUGCUUUUUUGCACACUAACCACCAAAGUCCAUAGAAAAACUGCUUGGCAUCUGGCAGGAGUUGCAUUGAAAGAUAAAUUAUUAGUGUUUCAUCUCAGAGUCCUUCUCUUGCUGUUCUUGCUGAACAUUUGAUGUCUGCUUCAUGUAGGCUACUUCAGGGUAAUAGUGUGGUCAUUUUGAUUUUUAGUU